Messenger RNA from Parus major (Great Tit), 1991 nucleotides. It is a transcript of the gene HARS1, whose product is annotated as histidyl-tRNA synthetase 1. Gene Ontology annotation, molecular function: ATP binding; histidine-tRNA ligase activity; identical protein binding. The transcript is spliced from 13 exons. Gene Ontology annotation, cellular component: mitochondrion; cytoplasm. NCBI's taxonomy places the organism in Eukaryota, Metazoa, Chordata, Aves, Passeriformes, Paridae. The record is from RefSeq and is a predicted model, not a curated record. Gene Ontology annotation, biological process: mitochondrial translation; histidyl-tRNA aminoacylation. The coding region runs from base 41 to 1546 and encodes 501 amino acids.
CGCGGGCUCUGCGCGUGCGCGGCGCGGGCGCGGACUCGCCAUGGCGGAGGAGGCGGCGGUGCGGGCCCAGGCGGAGACCGUGCGGAGGCUCAAACAGGACAAGGCCGAUGCUGACGAGAUUGCAAAGGAAGUGGCAAAGCUGCUCGAGAUGAAGGCACAGCUGGGGGCAGACGAGGGGAAACACAAGUUUGUGCUCAAGACCCCAAAGGGCACACGGGAUUUUGGCCCCAAGGAAAUGGCCAUCCGUGAGAGGGCCUUCAAAGCCAUCAUCUCGUGCUUCAAGCGCCACGGAGCCGAAGUCAUCGACACGCCGGUGUUCGAGCUGAAGGAGACACUGACAGGGAAAUACGGUGAAGACUCGAAGCUCAUCUAUGAUCUAAAAGAUCAGGGAGGAGAGCUGCUGUCUCUGCGCUAUGACCUGACAGUACCCUUUGCUCGCUACCUGGCCAUGAACAAGAUCACCAACAUCAAGCGCUACCACAUCGCCAAGGUGUACAGGAGGGACAACCCAGCCAUGACCAGGGGCCGCUACCGCGAGUUCUACCAGUGUGACUUUGACAUCGCUGGGCAGUUUGACCCGAUGAUUCCUGAUGCUGAGUGCCUGAAGAUCGUGCAUGAGAUCCUGAGUGACCUGCAGCUUGGGGACUUUGUCAUCAAGGUCAAUGACCGGCGCAUCCUUGAUGGGAUGUUUGCAGUUUGUGGUGUCCCAGACAGCAAAUUCCGAACCAUCUGCUCCAGUGUUGACAAACUGGAUAAGGUGUCCUGGGAUGAAGUGAGGAGUGAGAUGGUGGGAGAGAAGGGGCUCUCUCCUGAGGCUGCGGAUCGCAUCGGGGAGUACGUCCAGCUCCAUGGUGGGCUGGAGCUGAUCGAGCGGCUUCUCCAGGACCCAAAGCUAUCCCAGAACAAGCAGGCCAAGGAAGGGCUGGGGGACAUGAAGCUGCUGUUUGAGUACCUGACGCUGUUUGGCAUCACAGGGAAGAUCUCCUUCGACCUGAGCCUGGCGCGGGGCCUGGACUAUUACACGGGGGUGAUCUUUGAGGCUGUGCUGCUGCAGCAGGAGAACGAGCACGUGGAGGAGCCCGUCAGCGUUGGGAGCGUGGCUGGAGGCGGCCGCUAUGACGGGCUGGUGGGGAUGUUUGAUCCCAAGGGCCGGAAGGUGCCCUGUGUGGGGGUCAGCAUUGGGAUUGAGCGGAUCUUCUCCAUCCUGGAACAGAGAUUGGAGGCCUCUGAGGAAAAGAUCAGGACAACAGAGACACAGGUGCUGGUGGCCUCUGCCCAGAAGAAGCUCCUUGAAGAGCGACUGAAGCUCAUCUCCGAACUGUGGGAUGCUGGAAUCAAGGCAGAGAUACUGUACAAGAAGAACCCCAAGCUCCUGAAUCAGCUGCAGUACUGUGAGGACACAGGCAUCCCUCUUGUCGCCAUUGUGGGUGAGCAGGAACUCAAAGAUGGAGUCGUCAAGCUGCGGAUUGUGGCAACCAGGGAGGAGGUCAAUGUUCGCAGAGAGAGCCUGGUGGAGGAAAUCAGGAUACGAACGAGUCAGUGUUAACCCCUUGGGACGCAUCUGCUCCUUUGCUGGAUUCCAGCUGACAGAUCUCCUUCCAUAAAUGCCUUCACUAGGCUGUGCAGCACUGGGUGGGAUGUUGGGGUGACUUGGAAAGCUGUAUUUAUUCUUGUCUUAUGCCUUUCUUUCCCUGGUGGGAGCCAAGAGGCUGCACUGACUCCUGUGCCAUGCCCUGGCCCUUGAGAAUGUUGCUGGAAAGAUGUGGAAGCGGCUCUGGCAGAUGCCGGCCGCACGUCUGCCGCAGUGACCCACGGAGUCCCACACUGGCAGCAGAUCCCGGGGGUUUGGCUGCAGCUUCUUGUUCCCGUCGUUUUGAAUAACCAUCCCAGACCAUCUCUCUGCUCUGGCUGCAGGGGGUGACCUUAUCCCCAGCAACAUGUAAUGGCGCUGCUCCCAGAAACAUAAUAAAUCUGUCUGUCCCCUGCUGUGA